AUGUAUAAUUAUUGUUUGUUUAUCAUUGUGGCUGUGUUACUUAAUCGUUUUAACGCUCAGGAUGUUGUUACAGUGGAAGCUAUAUUGGGACAAAGCGCUGAGCUACCUUGCAACGUAACAGCGGAAAAAGAAGAUGACAAACUAAAUAUUUUGGCUUGGUAUAGAAAUGGUUCCACAACCGCCUUCUAUAGUCGAGACCUGCGUGGUGCGGGUAGCGUCAUGUCGUCAGGCGGGAGGUACCGUCUCGUGGCUUCAGAGAGUGAGGGUUUGGACAAGCUGCAGAUCCUCAGCGUGAGGGCCUCUGACGCCGGCCUGUACCACUGUCACGCGGACUUCGCGACCAGUCCCAUGCACAAAACCUACAUCCAGUUUAAUGUCAUUGAACCUCCACAGAGACUUUGGGUGAUACACGAGAAUGGUACACGCGUCACUACAGCUAGUAUUGGCUCUAAUACGAGCAGAAAUAUUGGUCCUUACUACGUUGGGGACACCGUGCAUCUUUUUUGCGUCGCAUUCGGCGGGAAACCGCAAUCGUCUCUUUCCUGGUGGGCGGAUCAAAGAAUGCUCAAGGACACGAGCACUCCUCUGUCGGAGCAGCGCGUUAGGAGCGACCUCAUGUACGGUCCGCUGAGGAGGGAAGAUCACGGACGAGUCCUCACUUGCUUCGCCAAAAACAACGAACGGACGCCACCACUCACCAUUGACGUCACCAUUGAUAUGUACUUACCGCCGCAGCUGGUGUCAGUGAGGGCGGUGGGUGUGGAGGGUGCGGUCCGAGUGCGGGCGGGCGCGUCUCUACCGCUGCAGUGUCGUGUGUUAGGAGCGCGUCCUCCGCCUGCACUCGAGUGGCGCCUCAACGACGAACAGCUGAUCAACCUUGAGCAGAACACUACGAUAGAAUCGUCUCAGCGGCUGGUAGUGAGUGAGAUCGAAUUAAGUGUAUCUCACAAGCACGACGAGUCGCAAGUCACUUGCUGCGCGCCCGCACACCGCCGUACGGACGAGCAGUACGUGUGUGCGCCCAGCCUGCCUAUUACUGUGCUUUAUCCGCCCGUCCUUGAAAUAAUAACAGAAGAAGUUCUAAUCAACAAUACGUUGUCCGUCGUGAAAGGAUCCAACGUGACGCUCAACUGUAGUUACCAAGCGAACCCCGCGGUCUACCAACUGAUUUGGUUCCAUGAGGAAGAUCUCCUGAACUCGGAAGAGGCGGUUUCUCCAUCGCUGGUGGUCCAUGAAGCUGGUGAAUAUGUAUGCGCCGCCACUAACGACCAGGGCUCCGCUUACAGCGACCCCGUCUUCAUCGACGUUAUAUAUCCUCCAUACUGCGAGGACGAAACUGUAGUGGAAUAUGGUAUAGGAGACAACGAUUGUCUGAAUCUGACUUGUAAAGUUAAAGGCAACCCUGAACCGACGGCGUAUCACUGGCUCUUGAUCAGUGAAGUUAAUGGAAUCAAACUACGGAACAAUCACACGCUGAGCUUGGAGACGCAAGACGCUACUUUACAAUACCAGAGACCGAAUGGAACUAAUACUCUUAUAUAUUGUUGGGGUUUAAACGGAGUUAUCAACAACGAGUUGGAACACAAACGAUGCUCGUUCAUGGUGACUGACGAAACGGUGCCACGACCUCCUGCUAAUUGUGUAGCUGAGAAGAAUAUUAUGAAAGAAAUCACAGUUGUUUGUGAGGAAGGACACGAUGGAGGCUUACAGCAGAAAUUCAAAUUCACAGUAAACGACUUAGACACCGAUGACCAAUUAGUGUCCAUUAUCAACCAAGAACCGAAAUUUAUGAUCCAAGAACCGAAAAAAGAAAACUAUAAAUUCGUGAUCAACGCCUUCAACGAGAAAGGUGACAGUGAGACAGUGGAAAUAGACAAGGAUAGUAUUGUGGACGAGAGCUCAGGUUCCUUAGAAACAAUAAGCGCUGUGACAAACAUAACGACAUUAGCUCUGUCGUUAUGCGGGGGCGUAGCGUUACUGGCGCUGGCGGCGUGCGGCCUUGUACUAUGUGCACACGAGCGACCGCCGCAUAACAAGGAUACACUGUGUGCGUACACUGACGAUACCAACUGCGAAACAUUCCACGACAGUGAAGAUGACAGCGAAUGUAACGUGAGACGGACGGAGUCGUUUAGACGCGCCAUGACCAAAUAUCCUAUGAAAAAUUACGACGUUCGAAGAACCAGUUCCUUCCACUCCGCACGUUAUAUGCACGACAUGCAAGAACAUGAUAGCCCUAAGUGUAAUGACUUCGCACGGCGCAGUGCCAGUUGUAGGGUUCACUCAUUACAAAAUAUCAACAGGAAAAGAGACGCGGACAUACUUUGUGACCAUUUGGUGAUGCAUCUCCCGCCAGAAACAGGUUACAAUGUGCCUAAACCGAUGAACACAUUUUAUACAAUGCCAAGAAAAAUGCGCCACAAAGCCAAAGAAAUAAGCGAUGAAACUUCUGAAAUAACGCAAACAUCAGACGGAUUCUCUCUACCGCCGCCGCCCGACGAAUUUGGGUCUUAUAGGGCAGGCACGAGGAUUCGAGAUGUACCAACAAAAUCUACUCCCUCCUACACGACGAUUAUUAGGCACGAACCUAAUAAAGAUUCUGUAAAAUAUAGUAACGUUAUAGUAUCUCCUAUGAACACAGUAGGACUACCCACUAUCAGCGGCGCACACAAUAGCGUGUACUCCUACCCCGAAGACGAUCAGGACUUACAAAAUGUUGGGAUCGAACCAAGUAAAUAUACAUACAUAUAA
Messenger RNA from Danaus chrysippus (African queen), 2751 nucleotides. The record is from the annotation of a GenBank genome assembly. Lineage: Eukaryota; Metazoa; Arthropoda; Insecta; Lepidoptera; Nymphalidae.